UUUUUAAUUUUUGGUCUCGAGGAAUUAUAACUCAACUUUCUGAACAAAUUUCUACUCUAAACGAAAGGAUGGAUGAAUUUACAUCUCGCAUUGAAGAAUUGAACUCCAAAUUCUCUGUCCGAAAAGUCUCAGCUAGCCAACAAAACUUGGCUAUCCAGGCUGAAACCUGCAAUGGUUCGGGACCCACUUCUCUUUUUGUCACCAGAUUAAGUAAUGGUUCUUUGACUGGUUCGCUGCUGCCCAAUUCUUCAUCUUCUUCUCAAUUGGCUAAGGAGUCCCCACUGAUGGAAGAGUGUGGUGGAAAGAAUACAUAUACACUUGGCGAAAUUAAUGAAACUCGAAAUGAAUGGGUAGCCAAGCUUCUUGAGCGGAUGAGUCAUAGUUAGAGUAACUUUUGAAAACAGAAUUAAAAAAUAUACUAAUUGUAGUAUUUAGUUAGUACUUACAUAGUUAUUCCAAGUGUAUAUUUUGAUAUUGUAAUUUUAGAUUUGGAACAUACUGAGUUCUAUUGAUUUUGUCUGCCUAUUGAUUAUGUCUGAACUAUGUUGUAAUUACACAGGAAAUUAUGAAUGAAUA
Messenger RNA from Humulus lupulus (European hop), 576 nucleotides. Its product is annotated as inorganic pyrophosphatase TTM2-like. NCBI's taxonomy places the organism in Eukaryota, Viridiplantae, Streptophyta, Magnoliopsida, Rosales, Cannabaceae. The record is from RefSeq and is a predicted model, not a curated record. The transcript has 2 exons. The coding region runs from base 69 to 386 and encodes 105 amino acids.